GUUGCCCUAUGUGUUUUUUUUUCUUGUUUCAGGUAUUGAAUGACCCCAUAAACCUAAAUUAAUGCAUGCAAACUAAACUUAUCUUGAGUUAGCAGAAUGUUCUGAAACUCACGCUGCCAUUACCAGUUGGGGUGUCCCUUAUUCUUGCGGAAAUGGUCACCAUUUUGUUUGUGAGAUACGCAAACUCCGUCUAUCACGUUUUUACGCCAACACCUGUGUGCAACUUUUAUAAUUUUGAUCAAUUUCCUUCACCCUCAUCUCUCCCUGCUCUUAGUCUCAUCCUUUUUUGCUUGAAGGUCAAAAUGAGAGGAUUCUUGAUCAUAACUCUGCCCUACAAACAACUGACUGCACUCAUACCACAGAUGGUCACCAGAGCAUGUGAAUAUGCCAAAGAUGACCUGUAUAUUCACCUUGAUUCUGCCUCAAUUUUUGAGGAUCCCGGAAAAAUGCAUCAUAGCACAUGGCCUAUCAAAGCAUCAAGUCAAGUUAUCCAGAAACUUUAUGGAUCAUUCUCAACAGUAGCACCUCAACUGGAUACCAGGAUUAUCAUGUCUGGAUUCAAAGGCCACUCCAUAAUACCAAAUAAUCCAAGAUUACAGCCUGCAAACCUCCUUGUAGAUCACUUAGAUGAUGAGAAAUUGAAGUAUUUGAGAGCCAAGUAUAAAUGUUAUUUCAAUUUGAAAGAGCCCAUAACUUUAUUAACAGAUGAAGAUGUUAGUAAUUGUUCAGUUAUAGCUGAGGCCUUGGGAGGAAGCAUUAGCUCUGAAACCAAUGAGAAAGUUUAUGAAAACAUUGUUGCUGGAGGCACAUUUGAUCGCAUUCAUCCUGGUCAUAAAAUUCUUUUGGCAGAAGGUCUCUUGAGAUGCAGAAAUAGAUUUACAAUUGGAAUGGCAGAUGGCAUAUUAUUGGAAAAGAAGACAUUAGCUCCAUUGAUUGAGCCUGUCGAGGUUCGAAUUGAAAAUUUGAAGAAUUUGCUUGAAGACAUGGAUCCAUCAAUUGAGUUUUGUUUGGAACCAAUUAUUGAUCCUUGUGGUCCCAGUGGAAAAGAUCCAAGAAUGGAAAUGAUCAUUGUAAGCCAGGAAACAUUGAGGGGUGGCCAUUUUGUGAACAAGACUAGAGCUGAACGUAAUUUGAAUCAGUUGGAUGUGGUAGUAAUUGAUCUGGUUAAUGAUGAGAACAGAAAUGUUCAUGAAGAAGAAAAAUUGAGCUCAAGUUCUAGACGCAUGCGUUUACUUGGCACCUGUUUACAAGAUCCUAAUCUUUCAAACAAGCUUGAACCUUCCCCUUAUAUUAUUGGGCUUACUGGUGGAUCUGCCAGUGGGAAGUCGAGCAUAGCUUCUCGUCUGAAAAGCUUUGGUGCCAGCAUUAUUGACUGUGAUAAACUUGGACACAAAGCCUACCUGGAAGGAACAGAGUGCUAUUCAAAACUAGUUGAAGCUUAUGGGCCAAAAAUAUUGAAUGAAACUGGAGAGAUAAAUCGGAAAGCUCUUGGCGCUUUGGUCUUUGGUAAUCAAGAGAAGUUAAAUCAGCUCAAUUCUUUAGUGUGGCCUGAGAUUCUGCUGCUGCUAAAGAAUAAAGUGGCUGAACUUAAAAUACAAGGAGCCAAACUCGUUGUUGUUGAUGCUGCGGUGCUUCUUGAAGCACAGUGGGACCUGCAAUGUCAUGAAGUGUGGGUGUGCGUGUUGCCCGAGAGCGAGGCAGUGCGUCGUAUCUGUGAGCGUGACGGCUGUAGCGAGGAGCUCGCCCAGCAGCGUCUACAGCGCCAGAUGCGGGACGACGAGAGAGUGAAGAGAGCGCACGUUGUCUUCUGCAGUCUUUGGGACUACAGCUACACCACACAGCAGGUCCUCACUGCCUGGCGACGACUGCAGCGUCAGGGCAUUGUUGAUGAUCCACUUGUAACACUCAACAGCCCGCUCUGAAUUACCUUCAUCAAUAAAUCAGUCGGUGAUUAACAUUCCAGCAGGAUUUUUUGCUCAACUAGGUGCGCUAAUGUGCUGCCUAUGCUAUAUUAGAUGCUAUGAUUCGUGCAAACCUCUUGCAGGGCAUAAAGCUUUGGAAUUUUAGCACGAAUAAAAGUUUUUUUUGGCAGACAAAAAACUUGUGAGAAGUUUUUUGAAUGUUGACGAUGUGAUAACACGAUAACUGAUACUCAGGAGAAUUAUGCAAUGAACUGAAUAAAUCAGUUUUAUACAGCUACUUUUUUAGAGUGUUUGGUAUUAUAUCUGACUUGAAACUUACGCGUGCAAUUUUAUUGAGUUUGUAAGGGUCUUGCAUAAUUGUAGUCCUUUCACAGAUUUUUGUGGAAACCUGAGUGACCAUUGCUCUGGUAGCUGAAACUGUAGUCAAAUAGCGAUUGUUUACGUUUUCCAUUGCGCCAUCAUACUGGAAAUAUUGCCGUAUAAAGAUUAUGAACAUAUCUCCGUCUCGUUCAAGUACCAAGUAAUAGGUACUACAAAUUUAUCAUUGUGGUGUUUUGACGGAAUAAGGUACUGGUGAAUUUUGACUAGUUCACCAUUAUCGUUGGAUUGCUAUUACAUUAUCGAUUGUUGUCCUUAGUAUUUACAAUUUCAUAUCCACCUAGUUCCAUGAAUAAUUUAUAAUGCAUCGAAUUUUUAAAUGCUUCAACAGAAAAAACAUUACUUCAUUUACAUGGUACACAUGCUCUCAAAAAGUCAAUCAAUGUGAAGCCAAAAGCUUCGAGUCGGCACGAUAUCAAGAACAACAUGGAAGUUAGUUACUAAUCUCGCCCUCACAGUAUUGCACAUCCAUGCAUUUGUGGUCGCUGCUAGUCUAGUUAGGACCUUUGAUAAGGUGGCGAAAUGAUUGCUAAUUCUGCUUUCAGUGAUCAGUAUAGUCUCCCUCCAACGGC
This is a messenger RNA of Hyalella azteca, 2872 nucleotides long. It is a transcript of the gene Ppat-Dpck, whose product is annotated as bifunctional coenzyme A synthase. Gene Ontology annotation, molecular function: dephospho-CoA kinase activity; ATP binding. The transcript has 5 exons. Lineage: Eukaryota; Metazoa; Arthropoda; Malacostraca; Amphipoda; Hyalellidae. Bases 153 to 1922 code for a protein of 589 amino acids. Gene Ontology annotation, biological process: coenzyme A biosynthetic process. The record is from RefSeq and is a predicted model, not a curated record.